AUGUUUCACGAAGGGGAUCUGCAGAGCGGCAUAGGAGUGGCGGUCCAGCAGUCCAAGGCCGUGCUGUGCUUUGUUGACGAUGACACGGAAACAAGCGCUCAGUGGAAAGCCGUCCUGGAAGAUGAGGCCAUAUCUCACGCCAUUGCAGACCAGGCCGUCGCACUCCGACUCCAGGCAGGGUCUCCAGAAGCGGGCUUCCUCACCCCGAUUUGCUCAAUAAACAGCACGCCGGCCGUCGUCGUCAUUAAGGAUGCCCAAGUCCAGAUGAAUCUUCAGUCUGCCGAAGUACCUGUCGAGGAGUUGAAGUCAAGGCUCACGACAACAUUCGACACACAACGACAUCGACAAGCUCAGGAAAGCAGUGAACCCUCCUCUACAGACGCCUCCGAUGUGGCUCUUGAAUACCUACACCUCCAACCACAACCGGGCCAGAUGAGACUCCCCAACAAUGCCUACGACGCUCUAAGAAACUAUACCCAGAGACUCCUCGAUGAAGGGAAAUCCCAUUCAGAUAUCUUCGAAACACAAUUAACUCUGCUGAACAAUAUACCAAUCUUCAAGGAAGAAGUGUCAAACUUGCGAGGGACCAAAUCAAAGCGAGAACUCUCAGAAUAUGCAAGGUCACGGCUCCUGCGACUACCGGCUGUCGGCCUGAAGAUACCGGGCCAGAGUAGAGGUGCUCCGACAUCAUCUUCACAACCGCCUCAGCAACAAAGCGCCCUAUCAAACCCACCUGCCACAGCCUCGGCAGGAGAACGAGUCUAUCCUACACCGAACCGUACAGCACCAGCACCGCAGUCGCAGUCACCUACACCUUCACACCCCAACCCAUCGCAAUCUUCCCCAAUUUCCGAACCUGAUGAAAAACAGAAAGCCCAACGGCAGGAAUAUAUCCGCAUGCAGCGCGAACGCGAACAGGCCGCACAAGCCGAGCGUGAACGGAUAAAGGCCCAAAUAAAAGCUGACCGUGAAGAACGACGCCGAGUGGACGAGCUUCGCAAACAAGGUGGCUACCGAUCAUCAGACACCGACACCGGUUCGACUUCUACAUCUGUUCGGGGGACCGCUCGAGCACACGCGACCACGGACGUGCGUGUCCAAGUCCGCACGUUUGAUGGCUCGACAUUGCGAACAUCACUCCCCGCGUCCGCACGUAUAACCGACAAGCUUCGCCCGUGGAUCGACGAAGCCACGAAUACAAACAUCCCUUAUAACCUCAAGCUCAUACUCACGCCCCUGCCAAACCGCACAAUCGAAGCCGGCGAGGAAGAUACUUCUCUCUCGGACUUGGGUAUCGUGGGAAGUUGCACCUUUGUCAUGGUGCCUGUGAAGGGAUAUGUGGAGAGCUAUUCGACCGGUGCGGGCGGGUUGAUGGGGCAAAACGGGCUGUUGGGUGGUGUAGGCGGGAUGGUCAGCGGGGGCUAUAAUAUCGUCAGUGGGACGGCAGGGUGGGCUUUGGGAGGCGUCAAGUCCUUGUUGGGCUAUGGAGGCCCACAAGUGGGAACAACAGACGCGAGUAGUAGCAGCACUCCCAGUGCGGAACAGGGUGCUGGAGGAGCCAAGAACGUGCGAAUUCGCACUCUCGCGGACCAAAGGGCGGAAGAAGCGAAGAAGAACCAGCAGUUUUACAACGGCAAUCAGUUGAACUUUGAGCCGAAGAAGGACGACGAUGGGAAGAAGGACUGA
Messenger RNA from Cladophialophora carrionii CBS 160.54, 1686 nucleotides. RefSeq lists its product as uncharacterized. The record is from RefSeq and is a predicted model, not a curated record. The transcript has 5 exons. Lineage: Eukaryota; Fungi; Ascomycota; Eurotiomycetes; Chaetothyriales; Herpotrichiellaceae. The coding region runs from base 1 to 1686 and encodes 561 amino acids. Gene Ontology annotation, molecular function: protein binding.